CUAGCGCCGUCUUUUCUUCCCUCUCUUCCUCUCCUUCUCCCUCGUCGUCUUCAACAAAAUCCCCAAAAAAAAAGCAAAAUACUUUCUGACUUUUCCUCUUCUUUUCUUCUUUCUUUUCGUCUGAUCUAAUUAAACCCAAAAUUGAAGCAUUUUGAUGUAAUUAAACCCUAAAUGGAAGGCAAAGCAGAAGGGCUAAGCUCAAAUUUGAGGCUAAUAAUGGAGAAAGGUCCAUUGGAGGGCCAAACCCUAGAGUUCAUACCGGGAUCCAAGAUCCAAGUCGGUCGAAUAAUUCGCGGGAACACGAUUGCCAUCAAAGACGCCGGGAUUUCUACUAAGCAUCUGGCAAUUAGUUUUGAAGACAAGUCUGGAAAUUGGAGCUUAUCAGACCUUGGGUCCUCCAACGGCACUUUUUUGAACGGUAAUGGUCUUGAGCCUUUUUCUUCAGUGCAGCUCUCCGACGGCGAUGCGAUUAAGAUAGGUGAGUAUACUUCGAUCCAAGUUGAAAUUCGUGCUACGGUGGAGGCGGAGGAGAUUAAAGUGAGGAGAAAUCCCACGAGGCGGAGGGCUGGGAAAUUAGGGGUGGUUGAUGAAAGUAGUGAGUUGCGAUUUGGGGAGAAAAAUGAGGAUAAUGAGAAUGGGAGGUGUCAAAUGGGGAAAGGCGAGGGGGUUUUGGAAAUUAGUGAAGUUUUGGGUUCUAAGGAUUUGAAUGAAGGGGACAAUGAGAAAAUGGAUAAUUUAGGGAGAAAAGAGAAUUUGAGGAGGACUCGAAGCAAGAACAAGGAGGGAACUUUGGAAGAUAAAAUUGGAGUUGGAAAUGUUGGGGGAAAUGAGAAUGUGGGGCGAGGCGAGGCUGUGGCAAAAUUGAGACUGAGGAGGGGUAGGCGUGCAAAAAAGGAAGAGGGAUUAGGGGUUUGUGCAGACACUAAUCAGAAUGUUGCUGAUGGGGUGGAAGGAAAGCAAGUGCAAGUACAGAGUUCGAAGAGGAUUACUAGGAAUACGAGGAAGGGAGGAAAUUUGGAGAGUAAAGAAAUAGAAAAGGUUUUGACAAUUCCUGCAGUGAAGGAUGAGGAAAAUAUCAGUGUUAAGAGGGUUACUAGGAGUGCAGUGGAAGAGGGAAAUGUAGAGAAUCUUGAAGAACUGGGUAAUAAAAAUACCAAGAAAGGUAGAAGGGGGCGGAGAAAUUUGAAGGUGGAGACUCCGAUUGAUACUGUUAAGGAGGAAAUUGUAAAAGCAGUUGAGACAAUUGAGAUAGUGGGUUUGGAGGUGAACAAGGAUUAUCCAGUGGAGGAGGUGUUGGAAGAGGAGGAAGGUAGAGUUGUUGAUGGGAUGCUAGUGAAAGGGGGAAGGAAUUCUGGUAUGUCGGAUUCUGGUGCAUUGGGACGUUUGUCUGAGGUUAAAAAUGGUAAUUCGUCCGUGCUGGAUUUGGAGAAGAUGACUCUAGGGGACUGGCUCGACUACUUGGAGGUCCAUUUGCCAAAGCAAAUUGUUGACGAUACAGAAGAGAUGAUAUUGGGCAUGCGACAAAAAGCUGAGAAAUUUCAUGAGUUUAUGAUACAACAGAAGAAUUCCAAAAAGCAAGGUUGAAUUGCUUCUGGAGUAGCUUCAAAUAGGAUGCAAUGAAGAACCUUUGUGGUCAAAUGCCGGCAUCCCUCGAAUAGAAUGUUAAAACAUGAGAAACAUAGCAGUCUUUACCAUAAUGAUAUCCAGGUAAAUGAACAAGAUGAAAUAUUUUAAUAGACUCCACGCUUGUAAAACAGGAGCCCACUAAUAAAUGAAACCAGAAAGGACUUUGUAAAAGAAAAGAAAAAUGAAUAAUGAUCCCUACUCAGGUUAGUGAAACCACAAAUGAGGGCUUCGUUCUUAUAUUCUCUCUAUCUAUCAGUCAAUUAUCAUAAGAGGCAUAUGAUUGACGACUGCACACAUCACUUUAAUCACUAUACAAGAAAUCUUACGGAGAGCGGUCUACUUUAUCUGUUGGUCCUCUGGGUUUGAGUCAAGUAUCGAAAUACAAUUUUUUUAUUAUGCUGGUUGAGGUUUUGUAAGCAAUUUGGUUGCCCCCUAAUGAAAUGUUAAAGCAUUUAAAUGGAACUCGGUCAUGUCAAGUGAAUUUUUUGUCAAGAAUGUUCGACUGAUAAAAGACUGAGGUGCUCGGGUAAGUUGUGCUCUUUGUCAAAGAGCAAGUCUUUUGUCAUUGAAACUGCUUCUUUUGCUAUAAGGGGCAAUUUUCCGUUGAGGAAAUUACAAUCGUUUUUGCUGCAAAAUUUUUGUACUACAUGGUGAGGUCAAUGGCAAAACAUUCUUCUCCGAAUAGGUAGUUGUUUGAUAAUGUCUCUCUCCAACUUGCUGCAGUAAAUUUUAGAAAUAUUUUCUUUGCUAAAAGUACAACUAAGCCACCAUUCGAUGUACAGUAAUUAAUCGUGAGCAAUGCUAUCUUAUAAAGACUUAAAUGAGAAGAAAUUACUUUAGUGUAUUGUACUUGUGCACAUAUGAACUGUCAUCCCACUCCCAAAUUGUCAACCUUACCCUCUGUUCCUCUUGGUUACUUUUCAAUGUCCACAAGGGGUAAGCUGCCAUGAUGAAAGUUCAGCCAGUUCCACUUUAGAUCAGUGCGUUCAUCUAACUAUUGAUAUGUGAACUGAAAAAUGAAAAUUCCAUGUGUGGCUCUGUGUUGGCCUUCGCUCUCCAUUAUCCAUCUUUGGUUCCCCUGUGACAUAGGCACCUGUGCUUGAAAGUUCUUAAGUUUGAUUUGGUUAGGUGUUAGUACUUUGAUUUUGCAGUUUUUUUUUGGGAACCUAGUUUUUUCAAAAUGGUGAAAACUGACUUGAGUAAAAUUUAGUUUAUUCUAUCAGUUGCAUGAGGCAGGCAUUUAUCUGUCUACAGCCUUAAAUCUUAACAUGCUUAAUCUUUUGAUCAUGUCUAUCUAGUGAUGUAUAUUCUCAAGAGUGUGGUUUGUCUUCAGAACUCUUCUUGGCACUUGGUUAUUUACUGGAUCCACCUUUCAGGUUUAGGUUUUGCUGCGUUUUAAUUCUUGCUGUCUGUGAUUAUUGUCCAUCCAGUUAGUUGUCUUUGUUUCCUUUUGUUGGGUUGGUUGAACAGUUAUAUAUUAGUAUCACGUCUAUCAGUGCUCUACUUCCAUGAUAUCCUACUGGUUUGCAUUUGCAUUUUCAAUCUGAUUUCAUCUGAAUAUCUUUGCUUGAUCGUGCAUUAUUUGCAGCUUAAAUUUCUCAAGUCGUUUAGUCUAAUUUUUAUGCCGGUUUAAGUUUCCAUUUUGCUUGAUAUUAUAAUUAAUGUUUUGCCUUGAAGGUAAUUCUUCAAUUUGUGGUUGAUAUGCUCCUUUUUUUUGGGAACUAUUCUUGGCUCAUUCCUUACAUUGCCAUCUUCUGAUUAAAAUUUUCUUUUUCUUUUUUUUUUCCAGCCUGUAUCACUUGAAUGUUUUGUCGUUUCCGUUAUAUGUAAAAAUCAGAGAACUUCUAAAAGGCUUCCAAGCUUAGAGAAGCAGUUAAUCAAUGAGAUUAUAGUCAUUCCACAAAUUAACCACCAAGCAACAUCAUGUCGUGUGUCAAAUACUGUGUUCCAACAAGUAUUUAUUGGUGAUGUAAAAAUGAUACUAUCUGGUUGGCAACUAAGAAUGUCAUUUCACUUAGGCUCUAACUUCUCAUAUUGUUGUUUGCAUUUUUUGCUCAAAUGUUUCUUUGAAGACUCUUCUGCAAUUUUUUCCUAUCAUCAUUUUUUUGGUGGUGCAGAAUGAAUCUUGUGAUGCAAUAUCUCUUGAAUGGUAUUAUGGAGGUUCUCCAGCAAGGUUCUUUUUGGACACUGACCUUUUGUGUAUCUAUUUUUCUGAAUAGUCUAGCAAGUAAGCUGACAAAAUCUAAUAAUUUGUCUAGUUCUGUUAAAGUUAGUUGAUGAACAGCUUAUCUUGUAUAUUUAGCAUGGUGCUGCUUCCUGGUGGAAAGACGAGUAAGCGGUUAAAUUGCAGCGGUCAUGCUCAGUUCAUGUAAAUAUAAAUAUUCUCUAAAAGGGCAGUUUCUUUCAGUUCAAUCGUUUUACGUUCAAUA
Coffea arabica (coffee) is the source of this 4055-nucleotide messenger RNA. NCBI's taxonomy places the organism in Eukaryota, Viridiplantae, Streptophyta, Magnoliopsida, Gentianales, Rubiaceae. The record is from RefSeq and is a predicted model, not a curated record.